Molecule: messenger RNA, 303 nt
Organism: Striga asiatica
Lineage: Eukaryota; Viridiplantae; Streptophyta; Magnoliopsida; Lamiales; Orobanchaceae
Source: the annotation of a GenBank genome assembly
AUGAGGGAGAUCUUGCACAUCCAGGGCGGUCAAUGCGGCAACCAGAUCGGCGCCAAGUUCUGGGAAGUGAUCUGCGAUGAGCACGGCGUCGACAGCACCGGGAGGUACAGCGGCGACUCCGAUCUCCAACUCGAGCGCAUCAACGUCUACUACAACGAGGCCAGCGGCGGGAGGUACGUCCCACGCGCCGUCCUCAUGGACCUCGAGCCGGGGACCAUGGACUCCGUCAGAUCCGCCUCUGUUUUAGAUGCCAUGUCGAUUGCUUUGUUUAUCACUGAUUGUUCUGAGCUUGAUGUUCUAUAA